Toxoplasma gondii ME49 is the source of this 10346-nucleotide messenger RNA. RefSeq lists its product as hypothetical. The transcript has a single exon. The record is from RefSeq and is a predicted model, not a curated record. Bases 1098 to 9518 code for a protein of 2806 amino acids. NCBI's taxonomy places the organism in Eukaryota, Apicomplexa, Conoidasida, Eucoccidiorida, Sarcocystidae.
UCGAUGUUCGCCGAUGAGGAUUUUGCUCGUCUUUUCCAUGCUGGCUUCGAAUCCGGCGCAUUGCGGUGACCUGUCUUUGUGUGCUGUCCCAUUCUAGAAGCCGGAGGAAAGCCCCAAACAAAGAAAGGCGGUUGCCGUUGAAAAUCGCAUCUUUGCACGACAGAUCCAUGGAUUAUUAUUGUCAAGAAGCGGAUACUUUGUUUGGGCCGAAUGCAAUUGUGUUAGUAUGCGCUCCUCGUUUACGGGCGCCAGAUCUCCUCUCACUACCCCCCCUCUCUUUUCCCUGGCCGCCGCUCUUCGCUGUCUCCAACUCUGUUUGUUUUCCCCCUUUCCUUCUUGUCUUCGUAUCCGUCGAACUCGUCUCCAGGACUUGCCUCUAAUUGUGCUGGACGCUCCACGGCCCCUGAUGUGACUCCGUCUUUUGGAUGUAAGACGCUGAUUCCUGUGUCGGACACAAGACGGCUCCUGUGCAUAUGGUCGGCUUUUUCGUGCAUGCCCCUUGUUCUGGAGGAGCUGACAAAUCUCCUGUGAACAAAUUGCCACCUGAAAUUCGUGUCCUGCCCGCGCGCGAUCGUCUUUUGUUUUUCUACGUCACCUGACUCUCUCCAAAGAAACGGGGUACCACUCUACGCAGCGUUCACAACGCCGUCUGCUGUGGGUCGUCGCACGAAGAUUCAGUGUCCAGGCACUGCCACCAUUCUCACGCUAUUCUGAAGGAAUUUUUCCAGUUCCCAUUUGCCCGAGGGGCUUCUGCAAGCUUGUAAUUUUUGGCGUACCCUGCCCAUAACUCCGUCUGAGAGCCGCCCUGCACAAUCUUUCGCAGAACCCCCCGGUUCCCCGAGAGCUGCGGCGCAGGCCUCAGCGCCUUUCAUGCACGGAGUAGAAAAUUGGGAAUUUUGCCUUCUGGUGGAGAGGGAGAAAAGCCGGGAUGAAUCAGCCGCCGUCAAGGAGGGUGAGGCGCCUCCAAGUUUUCGGUUUACGGGUUUAACAAGAAAAGACAGAAGGACUAUCGAGAAACAACUAGCUUGUCUCCCGAGUCUUCCUCUCAGUCUCCGGCGUCCGCCUGAUCUGACGCACUUCACAGUGCCUCGCUUGGCAUGCCUCCAGGAGGUCCGCCUCCAUCCGCCAUGGGACUGGGACCGCAUGCAGCCGCUUCCGAGAGCGGCGCCGCCUCCAGACCUAGCGGCUCUUCAGGUGCUCAUCCCGCCUCGAGGCUUUCCUCUGAAUACAACAGGACUACUCCCCUGCCGCCUUCAGCUUCUGGUAAAUUGCUGCCGGACCAGUCCUCUAACCCUUCGACUGUGGCGGCGUCGGAUUUUUCAAGCCAGGACGGAGCCACUCCAGGAAGCCCCGUUCCUCGGGAUGCUUCCCUCAGCGGAGAGGCAGGCCCCUUGCCGAGCUCCUCAGAGUCUGAAAGAGGCGACACUGCGAACCCUGUGUCGGGCGGCGUCUCCGAAUCGCGAUGCAGCGCGGAUUCUGCCGCUCCUGUAUCGGAUAAAUCUCGAACUGAUCGGGGGCUUUCCCCCGUCAGAGACACAGCGACCUCGGGAGCCGAUCCGGCAGCGGGACGGGAAGCAGCGGAGGCGGCCGGAGCCACAGGCAACGCAGGCGGUCACGCGGAUGCACGCAAAGGUCGCAAGGACCAAGCUUCGGAAGACGCUGGAGGCACCCGGGAGCCUUCUGCGGCCUCUGCACCGCCUCGAGGGCCUGCACCUCAACCGCCACCAGUCCCGAAAGUCGCGGCGGCUUUACGAAAGCUGGGCGUCUCUGAGUUGCCGCAGAUUUCGUUCGACUCCGCUGGCGGCGAUGGCGAAGGGCGUGGGAGAAGCGAGCGGCGACAGCGCCGAACCCAGGCGCAUACCAAAGGACUUUUCAAACGCAUGCAAGACGGACUUGGACGCGAAGUGGAAACACCAUCCCAGACGACCUCUGGCGGAGGGAAACGGGGUGGCCAAGGGGCCGGUGCUUCUCAGAAACAAGGCUCCCAUAAAACGCCUCCCGCUGAUUCAGGCCAGGCCACAUCCCGACAGUGGAGGGCGCGGCCCGGUACCUCUCCGGCUGAAGGAGCCGCGGGCAUGCCGGGGACUAGCACACACGGUGGGUCGGGGGCCGCCGGAGGUCUCCCUCGUGCAUCUGGUCUUUCGCCUACCGCUGUGUUUCCGGCGGAACUUGGCUCUCAAAACUCCUCUGCGCCUAUGGGGGCCUUCGCAGAACAAGUUGCAAACGCUUCGUCGCCGAGUCCACUACCCUUCGGGCGCAUCGAGGGGCCUGCAGGCCCAGGCAACCCCUCGGGGGUCCCUUGCGGGGUCGGUAGCUCGCUGAAGAAGGAAGCUGGCGGCCAGCGGCACCCGAAAAAGGGCGUUUCAGGUGCGGCUCAGAAAAGGAGAAACGCGACUGGAGGAACCGAGGGAAGUGACCGUGGUGGGGAGUGGAGACAGCCACUUCCUGGACAGAGCCUGGAUGCAGGACGAGGUGGUGAUGGAGCCCACAGACCGCCUCUCGACAGCGCACUCGCCAGCAUGGUCAGAGACGUUCGGAUCGAACAAUUUGGGCCUGACGGAGUCGAGAAAAAUGCAGAAAACGUGAUGGCGAUUUCGACGUGGCGGGUCACAUGGAUUGACGGGUCGUGGAAAGUCCACACGGCCGCGUUCGAACCUAAUCCUUCACGCGAUCCGUAUCCUUUAGCCGCGACUGAGGCUUGCGCCCACUUUGCCCUUCGUCUCCACCGUAUGUUUCGGGAAACCUAUACUCAGCAAGGCGCUGCAACGCCUCCGCGUUUCCCACCACUGGGGCACCUUCUGGGGGGCGGGGCGGUCACCGGCGCCCCUCCAGGAGGGCCGUGGGACGGCGUGAAACCCACAAAAGUGUGGAACAUGGAGGAGAUGCAGCGCCUCCACCAACACGUGGCGACUGUUGUAUUUGCCACUGUAGGCCCAGCCUCGGCGAGCGGUAGCCAAUUCGUGGGUCCUGGAGGGCCGGCGCCUCCGAGAGAUCCACGACACCCUGGGGCUUACUUUUAUUUGCAUAGAGCGUCCGCUUCGCCUGGUGCGGGGACGGGCCUAGACGGAUCCGUCGAUCCUCGAGCCGGGUCUAUGAGCCCGAGCUUGGCUUCGGUCUCCUCCACAGCGCCUUGCACUUCGAGCCCUGCAGUGCCGGUAGGAGAGGGAGACGGAAAGCUGGUGUUUUCACCCUUUCAACCCAGUUCGUUGCCUGGGGGUCCGUACAGUACGGGUGCCGCAAGGUUUCCGUUUCUUGGCGGAGGCCCGAAUCCUGGUGUCGAAUCUCAAGGCUUCGGGUUCAACACGUUCCCUGGAACGCCUACAAGAGGCCACGGGACUCUGGAACACCCUGCGCAUGCUUACACACCUCAAGGCAUGAGUGUGUCGUCGAGCCAAGCUGUCCCGGGGUUCGCCGGGGGCGUUUUCCCGGGAGGAAGUCCAGUCUUCGAGGGGGGUUUCCAGUCUCCAUUUUACGGAGCCUUUUCCAUUUCAGGUGUCGCGGGCGACCAACGAUCCCUGUAUGCCCCUGUGGCUCGCGCCGGAGUUCCUGAACAAAUGCAAGGGUCUCAGCUUUCAGGGAGGGCCAGGGCUGUGGAUUCUGGACCCUCAUUUUUCGUACCCGAAAGCAACACCCUCUUCCAUCCUGGCUGCUCGCCUACCUCGGCGGCGUCCCGCGGCACCAUUGCGUCUUCCUUGCCUUCGCGUGUGGGGGGCGCGCUAGACGAGGCCGCGGGGGGCUCUUGCCGCCUCCACUCGGCCGGAAGCAAGAGCGCAAAGGGCUUUGAGAGUCUCUUUCCGACCUGUUCUCGGGCCAAAAGGAGCGCUGUCUCUGUGUCAGCGACGCGUCGAGGCGGCGCUCCGGUUUGGGGCGUCAACUCUCACGUGGCCGCAGCUCUGGCGGCAGCGGCUGCGAGGCGGAUGGCCGAGGAGCAGAGCUUGCUGGAGGAGGCAAGACGCGAAGCAGAACGCGAGGCCCUUUUGUCUAAGCUGCUUGGGGAAGACGACACGUUUUUCGAGUCUGGUUUGUCGAUGCGGUCCCAUAGGUUGUUUCGUGCCACCCGGCGACCUGCCGAGAGAGGUUUAAUUUUCAAGGAGAAAGCAAGUCUCUGCGAGCAGAUUGAGCAGGAGGCGAGUGGAGGAAACGAAGACGAAGGUCGAGAAGUGAGGUCGGAUAACUCACCCCAUGCUACAAGAGGCAGAAAGGGCGACGGACAGGAAGAAAACAGACCUAGAUCACAGGCAGCUUCCACUUCGGAAGACAACGCAGGGAUAGCGCCGACCGUCCACAUCAAAAGGGAAGCCGGACAACAGGGCACUGCGAGGGGCAGGGGAGACCGAGGUGAGACUCCUCAAACGGACAGAGCUACCGAGGCCGACCUAGCUUCACGGAAAGAUGAUAUGUCUCCCAAUGAUGGAGAGGAAAGCAAGAAACCCAAGACUAACGGAAAACUUCCGAGCGGUCGUGAAGCUGAAGGGGAACGGACAGACAAGAGGAGACGCAGACCGUCACAUUUGUUGGAGAGUGGCCGCGCUUCCGGGGCUGGCGAACAACAGAGAGACGUGGUGGAUGCCGCUGGAGCAGAGGCGCUGAGCUUCGAUUCAGAAAAGCGAACUUCCACGGUUUCUGUGCUCCUGCCUUCUGGCAAAGACGAGGCGACUGAGACGAUUCCCACAGUGGAGGAACAUCCCGUACCCCACGCGAAAGACAUUUCGAGGUCAUUUGUUUUUGAGCCCAGCAACACCGGGCUGAUUGUUGUGGAGCUGUCUAAGAAGGAUGAAAAAGGCGAGGUUUCGGAAGACGAAGACGCUCUUGACGUCUCGCUUUCCGGGGCGGCGGGGGCCAGCGAAGACGGCAAGUCUCCUGCUAACCAAGAAAAUCUUUUACCAUGGGAGUUUCCCGACAAGACACGUCUUCUUCUUCAGUCGGUGGCGAAUCAAAGCGCAGAUUUCUCUGAGACUUGUUCUUUCGGCGCUGAUCAACGGACUCGAGACGCCGCCCUUAUAAGGGACCUAGAACCUUUUUUGCGCCUCGGAGAGCAAAAUCCUUACUUUGACGCGCGGGGAACGCAAAAGAAUAUCCUCUCCGGAUGCAUGAUGUCUUCGUCCUCUCUAUUCAAUGUAUGGAAAAUUGUCAAUCGCCUCCGACUGCAGGACGAAAGACGACCUGAGGAAAGGGAUCGCCUCGCUCGGGUGGCGCAAGAGCAGAGCCAGGGGGCACGAAGACGCUUAGGCGCCGUACUGAAUGAGUUGGCGGCUCUCGAACGAGAAGACCCCGACGAUGUCGAGGGCGCGGAAGGCGACGAAGGAGAGGGAGAACAGAGUGGCAAAGAGAUGAAAGACGCUCCUGAAACUGUGGACGCAAAGGCUUCGCAUUCGAGCGCGGACACUCUCGCGUCGCCGGUUGCCUUCCUGCCUGCGGCCGCUGAAGGCGAAGCUGAAAACGGACAUGAAGAACCCACAAACGCAGACCCUUCGGCGGCGAAGAGCGGGGGGAGUUUGUUGGCUCAAGGCGAACGAGAGAAGACUCGAGAAGACCUCCCAGACGCUUUCAAAGGAAACGACAAGUUGAGAAGUGACAUGCCUCAAAGUACCCCUAUCGACGGACUCCCUGCCCUGGGCGCUGCAUGCAGUCCGCUCGAACUAGAAACGAAGACUCCCGCGAUUCUCGCAAGUGGCGGCGAAGCGCACCGUUGCUGUCCUGCUGGGGAGGGGGGAGAGGACAGGAUGCCAGAAGAUGCGAAAGAUAGGACAAGAACAGGAGAAUUAGAAUCGACCUCAGAUAGAGCGAACCUCAGCACGGGCAGUGCUCAACUCAAGGGAGCGUCGGCGGCAGAGAAGAGGCUGGAAGGGGGCGCGGAGGCGAAGCAGACACUGCGUGAUUCCGACGAUGGCGCGGAAGGCAGUGAGAACGACACCAACCAGCUGCUUCCAACACAAGGAGGCCCUCAAGAGAGGACCCAGAACGCUCCUGGGUCGCCGCUUGAGGGGGAACAAUCCUUGUCUACUGUGCGUAGAUGCGGUGGCGGCGACAAAGAGCGAGAGAAAGAGAAGGACGCUCUAAUAGACACUGGGGAGCGCUCACCAGGUAUUGGUGAGAGAUCGAGCAAGACGACUGCUCCAGAACUCGAAAAGCAGGUGGGUGAUACCGUUAAGGGAGACCGUGGGAGAGAUGAGACAGCGCUGGCAGGGACAGCGGAGAGUCUUUCGCUGGGGGAAGAAGGAACGGAUCAGGGUGAAAAGGCCUUUGGAGACAUGGGGGAACAGCUGGUCUCUCCUCCCCAGGGCGCUGGACUAUCUCGCGAGGAAGGGAAUGCAAAGGUCUUUGGCGACCGCUCUGCCCUGCAGCUUACACCGGUUUCUUGUCCGCCGCUUACCCGGUCAGGGGAGGAUGGCGACAAGGAAAAGAACGCGCCGGCGCUGCUGUCUGCUUUCGUGAAGACUGAAGAGGGUUGCGUGACAGACAUCCAAGGGAAGGAAGAGGGGGCGAAGGAAUCUCCGACGCCGACUCCUCGCGGGUCGCCGUCCACCUCAGCUCGAAAUAUGGCACCUAGAGGUAGCGCUGGCGAGAGGCAGGACGCAAAGCGGCUCGGCAAGUCGUAUGCAACAAGGCGAGCACAAAAGCGCAAACGACUGGAGCUUCUGUCCUCAUCCUGUGAGGAAAUUGAGCAGAGGCUGCGGCGUCUCUCCGAUACGUUUCCCUGGUUGCCGGUCCUCAACGAAGCCUUUUUCUCAGCUGAGUCCAAGGGUGAGGUCCUCACGUGUGUUGACACUUUGCUCGAGAGAUCGGACGAAGAUGCAGCCCUGAAAGGAGGACAUGGGGAUCCUUCCUUCGCUUCCCGCCCCUGCGGAGGCGCUGGUCUCCUUGAGGCCGUGGGGGGUGGUCUGAAAGGCCCCUUCAGGGACGCUGUUUUCGCCAGUGAAGGUGAGGAGCUUGAGAAAAUGGACGAAAGUGAAGACGAGGAAGCGGCCCUGGUCCCCGAAGAUCUCUGGCUAGCACGCGCCUCAGCGCUGGCAGAGGCCAAGGCGGAGAAGCGCGCGUUGGCAGAUGCCCGAUCAGCGGCAGCCAAUGCCUGUGCAGCGGCCGCUAUGGCUUUUUCGUCUUACUCCCCUCGUCCCUACAGUAUGGAGCCUUUCCCGCAGGCCUCUCGGCGGCCUUUCGUAGUCCCCCCUCCAGCAAUGAUGCCGGCAGGUGCGGAGGAGGCAGGCGCGGCUGUAAGGGUGAACAGCGUUCAGAUGCAUGCGUCGCCAGUGCCGUUUUCUCCCUUCGUGGAGGGCAGGGUGAGUGGCAUGCCAGACGAGGCAGAGGGCGGCUUUGCAGGGACCAGGCGGUUCUCUGCCAGUACGCAGAGCUCCAGAGCGAGAAGGGGGGCUGUUCUGGACGCCCCCCACAUGGAUCCGGCGAUGGCUGAGCAUCUGCAAAACCGCUCGAGCUCGGCCAGCUCGCGAGAAAGCUUAUCGACAGGAGGAGUAGCAACCCAAGGAGAUGUUUGGGCAGAAGGGUACCUUGACGGCGCGCUUUCUGCUGAUACGGGAAGCUCCGCGGCAAACGCAGGGUGGGGAAGUCAUCUCCAAGGUUCCGCAUUUCGCUCGGGAAAGCGCGCCGGGGGAAGUGGAGCCGACAAAGGCAAUUUCUGGAGUGGCAGAGGCCCCGCAGAGACCUACCCAGGCGAGUUAGGGUCCGGGGCGGCUUGGGGAUCUGGCGCCGAGAUGGCCGGGUUGGAUUCGAGUGCAAGAGGCGUCAGAGGGUCAGACAGCCACGGGAGCGGAAGGCGACAGAAAGCCAGUGGGGCGACAGGCCACGCACCGAGUGGCGACCGCACGCGUCGCAGGUCCUCUGUUGCAUCUUCAGUCACUUCGUCUGUUUCGGCAUCCCGAGGAGGUUCGGGGCUGCCAGCAUCUGGGCUCCGUAGCGACUGCACGGGGUCUGUGCAUAUGACAGAGGGCAGUGACACUGGCAGUCAAGGCCCUUCUCGAUCGGCCUCGAUUAUUAUGGGUCCCCCUUCUCCUAUUCGGCCAAGCCAGUACACUCCCGCGAGUGCGUACCCUAACUCACCCGCUGUUUCUCACGCCAGCUGUCACACAUCAUUCCAGCCCCAGCAUGCGCCUCGCGAGGGAGGCGCUGAGAGAGGGGCGUCGUGGCAGAGUCUGCAGCAUGCAGCAGCCGGAGGAACGGGGAAUUUGGAGGAGGGCGACGCUCUAGCUGAAAGGUCCGCACCUAUGGGCGACCCUUCUUCAGCAGGCGGUGGAGGUCGCUUUCGACCCACGGUCGGGGCAAUGUCGGCUCAGAUGAGAGGCUAUCCUGCUCAUCCCUUUGCUGCCCAUGGCCCAGGUCUGGGAUCAACUCUGCCGGGGCUUCCCUCGAACUACGGAAAGGCUGAUGGGUAUCCCGCAGGUGUGACUUUUCCGGGGACGCCAGCCUCGGGAACGGCUACUCCGUUUCAGGGGGGGUACCCUAUCUCGGACGCUUCUUUUGGAGGCAAUGCUUCGGGCGCAUGCAGUAUGGGAUAUUCGAGCAUGCCCGCGCCUGGUUAUGGCCCUGAGAUGUCGCAAGUACCCGGGCGAUUUGCUAACUUCUCGCCAUUCUUUCGUGGAGAAAAAGGCCUCUCUGCAGGGGAUCGGACCCCUCAGCUUGCCGCAGGAACACCAAGUUCGCCAUCCACUUCAGGCAUGCAGACGGGGCAAAGUGCUCCCCCACUGUCACCAUGGUUCGACCAUAACAACGCUGUUCAACACGAGGUGGGUGAUUUCGGCGCACGUGAACAUAUGAGUUCACCACAGGUCUCUGCAAGCUGUCUGGGUGCGUCUCAGCUCGCGGGCAGUCGACAAGCGUAUGCCACUAUUGGGGGAGAAAAUAUCAAUGUACCAGAUUCCGAAACGGAGCCUCUGCACGGAAGAGGUGCGGCGACUGACACUUCGACCGGAGCUAAGGGUGGAAGCGGCGCGAGAGCCGGGGCCGCCUCAGGGGGAGGAGAGGGGAAAGCGUCAAGAAAGCGGAAACCGAAAAGUAAGAAAGAAGGGGAAGGUCACUCUGCUGUCGGCGACGAAGUGGCUCCUCAGCACGUUUUGCAGGAAACAAAUGCAUGUUCAUCUGCCACUGGCGCUGCCCCUCUACCUGUCUGCCCCAAGCAGAUGGUGCCUCUACGCGGUGGUGAAGGUGAGGGUCACGAACAGAGCCCGCUGCCUGAGGUUCCUGAGAGCGGCGGACAGACAACGUGUUCUCCGUACAGCGUCUCACCUUCAUCGGUCUCUGGAGGGACAGGUAGCGGAACCGAAUUCGCCGCGGGGUAUGCUGCCACAGUAGUGCUACAUGGCACACCUCCGACACAGCGAAAAACACUGGCUGACAAGAAACGACGUUCCAAAAGUGUGAGCGAUAACAGGGGUACAUGUGGCUCAAGUUUGAUUAGUGAAAGUGAUGGGGCAGGCAAAUUCAUGUCUGCUACGUCUGCUGCCGCAGCGGCGACAACGCCCUCUCGAAAGAAGGUGCCCCCAGCAGCAGCUUCCGGCGGUAGGAAAUGACUGGUGACUGGCAUGCAAUCGGGGAAUGAACACAAAGGCGGGUUAGGGGAGGAACAGUCUCGAACGGGAAACGGAGGCGAGAACGUGUUCGCAGUCUUUCUAGAGAACAUGGACUUACAGCCAGACCGCGUCGAAUGAAUAGGGAAGCCACCUGCACGGGAACCAGCUGUCGUCGUGGUUCCUGCUGAAUCGAGGAGAGAUCCUGGUGACAGGUUGGCACGCUUGCACUACAGGCGUCAAGGGACAGACAAGGGGAAGAGAGCAACAGUGGUUAGUGCAACACCAGCAAACGAUGGUGGGCGAAUUAUCAACGAUUAUGUGAUUUGUAUCAUGCCCAGUUGUGGUCGUUCGCUUCGUGGCAGUGUGUGGCCGAGUUGCCGCAGUACGGUGCCCGUUCCUCUGCCAUCCGACUGCCUCAUCGGGUACAGCGGCUGUGAGGGGCGUCCGGGAUGGCCGUGGGUUUUAUUGUUCGUGGGACUCCGUGGUAUUCGCACUCCUAGCGCCUUCCCCGAUUUCUACUGUGUGCUGAACUCAUGCGAUCCGCGACAGAUAUAAUUUUGAGAGAAGGGAGGUGCUGGCGUUGCAACACGUGUCUCUCUAUUGCGAACCGUGCCCGUUCCCCUCUUGGGGGGUUUCCGUACAAGCGCAAGAAAUCCAAUUAUGACAAUAAUUCGUCCUCGAUGUGGGAUACCUAGUGCCUACUUUAUUUUAUUUUUGGGCGCGCUGGCAAGCUGUAUUUGUGAACAAAGUCUCUUUCAGACCAUUAGUGACGUGUCAUCAGACAAACGAACCGAAUAUGCGGCCCCACUCAAACCACAACUCUUUCUC